ACCGCCGAGAUUGCAACUUCCCGCCAAAAAAGUUGCCACGCCGCCACCAUUAAUUAAAAAGGGUUUCGAAUCCAUACUAAUAGACAUUUGUGAAAAAGAAGAAGCAAGGAUUAAGGAAGAGAAAGACAAAAAGUUAAAAAUUAAAAUUAAUAAAUCUAAUUUACCAGUGGUCAAGCUCACCCGAGUUCCGCCACCUAAAAAGUUACCUACUAAAAAAAUUAUUAGUGCUACGCCGUCUUCGAAAACCCCAGUCACACAUUUAGCAGGGAUGUCCCUAGUUGCUAAAAAUAAAAUAGCACAACAAAUGAAAAAGAAACAGUCCUUACCAAAAAAAACUAUUAUUAAAAGUGCUAAACCGGUUAUAGUUGAAACCAAAAUCCUAACCACGCCAAUUAAAAUUUUGGAUUGCCCUAAAGUGGAAAUCACCACUGAUUCGAACAAUAAUAAUAUCAUUCCCACUGUGAAACCUAAGAACAGUAAAAAAAACCCCCUCCAAGUAAGCAAAGCGCUGGCCCAUUUACCCUUCACCGUAGCCAAACUUCCUGGUGGGCCGUGGGUUAAAAUCCCCCUCGGCAUUCCCCGCUACAGAAUUCCAGUAAAGGGCGGCAAAUGGAAUCUCCGCCUAGACCAAACCAACGGCCACAUUCGUUUAGCAAGGAAAACAUUGUAAGUGGUAUUUAGUUAGGAAAUAUUUUUUUUUCUUUUGUAAUAUAUAUAUUUUCGGAAAAUUUUUUUUUUUUUAUUGUUAUUAAGGGAAAAAUACUUUCAUCCUUUAUUCUCUCCCUAGACGCUCAUUAGAAUUCGCUUGAUAAGUAGGGGGGAUGUAAUGAAAGUAUUCUUCUUUUUAAAUGAUUAUUCCCCGCGAGGAAUAUAUUUCUCAUUCUAAUAUAUUUCUUAUACAUAUAUAUAUACUAGACAGCUCUCUCGCUGCGAGCCAAGUAGUGAGUGGCGACGGCGCACACUUGCCGCGCCGCCGGCUCUCUCCUUUCCCCGCGAGUCCACAUACUCUCUCGCGACCAUUCUAUAUACUUGAUCGCACUUUCCCAAUUCUUCAGUUCGCCUUCGACCGGCCUCGAGGUGCUCCUCGGGCCAGACGACGGCGGCUCAACUCCUCGUUCUCUCUCGAUCUAUUUUCCACCCUUACCAUCCUAUCUUUUCACCAGGUGAGCUAGAGGUCUGUAGGCGCUCCUGCGACCCCCGGCUCCCCAGGAUUCCUAGAAGGAGUUGUAUAGGUCCUGUAGGCGCUCCUGCGGACCUAUAACACCCUUCAACCACUUUCUCCACAUCCUCUCCACGAAUACUCCAGGUCUCUCUAUAGGCGCUCCUGUGAGAGACCAGGGUAUUCCCUUUUCCCACCUGGGGAACCAGGUUACACUACACACACACAUACAUACAUCUUAUAUUUAGGACCGUCCAUGCCGAGUAGAGGCGCUCCUCUCUCGACAUAGACGACGCCCCAGGUCGACUCCCAUCUCGAGGCGCUCCUCGGAUGAGGGUAACACCUGGUGAAUUACAAACUCACAUACCUCAUUGCACUAGCUUCGCGUCGGGCACGAAUGUGGGAACCGUAUCUCACAUCUAGAAUCUUCCCGAUUACGUAAAUCGACCUCGCGUGCACGACCCUAGUUACCGUCCGUACCGUCGUCUAGGGGGUAAACUAGUAACUCCCCGCGCAAUGAAAUAUCGGUCAUCCUGACCUUUGUAAUCGGUAAUAUAGAUGUAUGAUCCGAAAUAUCUUUUCUUUUCUUUUACAGAAUUAAAGCGAGCGAGCCGAAGAUGCUUACAAGCGACACCUAGCGGUGCUAGCCAAUUCUUUCUAUUUAUCGUUAUUUUAUUUUUGCAUUGUAUAGAAUCCUUUUUUUUAUUUUAUUUUAUUAUUGUUAUACUUUAUUCUUUUAUUAUUUUGUUAAAAUAUAUCUCUUUCGAAGGUUUAAAACUACGUCUCAUCACUGACUACACCUUCCUUUCCGGAAUCACAAAUGGUUCCCACAAUGAUUCAAAAUUAACAUAGAUGGCGCUUCACGCCACCUACAAAGUAAAGUAACUAGUCAAAAUAGGUACCCGGACUCCAUCCGGCGAGCAAAUCCAUUGGCUCAAAAUACGUAUCAUUACAACUUCUUAACAAUGACAGAACCUUGAUCCAUGGCGACAGACUAAAGUUAUACAACUAUUAAAACAUAAUUUACUCGUAUUACCGAAUUUUAUAUUAAUGUGACUAAUAUAAAAUUUCAUUCCGUUAUAGGCAAAAAAAAACAAAAUGCAGAAACUACUGUUUACGACUACUUUUUUCUUCACCAUUGUAUAUUCCAACAUCAUAUUUAAACCUAUUACGAAUACACCAAUAUUCGCAGAGAACUUGGGCACUACAAGCCUUUAUCAUCGAACGUGGAAGUUAAUUAUAGGAGUGGAUACUAGUAGUAUCGAGAGUAGAUUAAUCCAAAUUCAGGAUGCCUAUACAAAGGCAGUCGCAUUAUGCCACGAAUGUGCAGAAGAAUUUGAAAUUAAUGUACUUAACAAUCGCAUACUAAGAAUGGCAGAUCUUUAGGUUACACUUCGUCAAAUAUUAGGAUUUUCUCGUACAAAGAAAGGAAUUUUAAAUAUCAUAGGAUCCAUAUCUAAGACACUUUUCGGUACUCUCGAUGAGAAUGAUAUGGAGAUUAUUAAUCAAAAAUUCGACAAAGUAUAUUCAGAUCAAAAAAUAAUUACAGAGACAAUAGGGAAUCAAACUAGGAUAAUUAAAACACUAUUAAACACAGCUUCUCACGACCUACAGCUUCUUAACCAAGAAUCAGGAUCCUUGAUUAAUCAACUUAAUAAACUAGUAAAUUCGUCAAACACUAACGCAAAAAACACUAUAAUCGCCAAUAUGCUUACUGUCUGUACAAUAGCAAUCAGUGAAUACAGCGAAGACAUUAAUUUAAUAAUAAAUGCUAUAAACGAUGGGAAACAUGGUAUUGUACAUCCUCAAAUUCUUACACCAAAUAUGUUAAUUCGAGAAUUACAACUCAUCGAAGAAGAAACUAACACCAAAUAUCCAAUUAAAUUGAUACCGCAAAAUUAUCAACAUAUCAUUGACAUAUCCGACAUAACUGUAAGCAUUACACACAAACAAUUAAUAUACAUUCUUAAAGUACCAGAAUUAGAAGAACCAGUCCUCCAAACUUUACACUUAAUUCCAAUACCUAUUCGUCAUGGAACAGGAUUCAUUGCACCAAUCCCAUCACACGAAAUCCUACUCAUUAAUCCAGAAAAAACUUUUUAUGUCCCUUCUGACACACAGACAAUGCGAAAUUGUAAAAUAUUAGAAGACACUUUUAUUUGUAAAAGGGUACAACCAACUUUUCUUAUCAGUGAAGUAGAAAACUGUGAAACUAGUAUUGUUAAACAUAGAUACAAAUCCAUUUCCGAUAAAUACUGUGAAUUUUCUGUUUUUAAAAUAGCAGAACUAGCAUUUAUACCUCUUCAAGAUCCAAACCAAUUUAUUGUAAUACCAGAAAAUGAAAUAGAAUUGAACGUUGUUUGUAACAACAAAAAUGAAAUUACAACCAUUAAGGAACCUAGUCUAAUUCACAGUAAUUCCGAUUGUAUAUUACACACUCCAAAAUCAAUAUUAAAAUUACGUAAAUCAAUCGAACAUAACUCCGAUAUCAAGUUCAAAAAAAAUAUCUCUUUUGCAAUUAGUCAAAGCGACUUAAAUUUAUUAAGCUCUCAACUACCCGUAAUACAAGAAUCAUUACAUAGAGAAAAAUUUAAUUCUCUAAAACGUAGUAUAGACACUAUGGAAGCUUCGAUUCAAAGUAUAAAAAAUAUUCGUAGAACCAAAACAUGGGUGGAAAAAAGCACAGAUAUAUUACAAUAUUUAGGAUAUACAUCAUUAGUCAUUUUAACAAUUUACUCACUUUAUAAAUCGGGAGUUUGUAAACUAUUUGCUAAAUUACUUCCUACGAACCUAUGUAUUAAUUUAUUCUGCGUCAAAACAAAUGUAAACAAUACACCAAAUGUACAGUAUACAAGUGCCCCUACGGCACCAACACCACUAGAUGAACAUCUAAAAAUCAAACCUCAAUCUAUAAGGUUUCGACCUUAGGGACUAAGGUCAAUCUAAGUUGGGGGGUGUAACGAAAUCCACGUCAAUUCUACCUUUUCUUCCCCCACUCACCAUCCUCUGAACCAUCCCUCCCACGCACCCUAAAUACAUCCUAAGGGACCUUACUUCUGUCAAGGCCCAGAACCACUAGUGUUAAUUUUAGACUUUGUAAAGAGACACGUAUCUAAAUCUACGGACUUAGAACGUGGCAUUAUUACGCUCAUUUUAAUAAAUAAAGAAUAAUACUUUGUUUACGAAUAAUUUAUUAUAAUUUACUUAUUUCUUGUAAUAAAUAAAUAAAUAAUAAAUUAUCUACGGAUAAUUUAUCAUCUGAUAAUAUUUAUUAAUUAAAUUCAAGAUUAUAAAAACCCGUCACAUUGGGCAAUUAUUAAUUUUUGAUAAAAGAUAUUUUGUACUUUGUUUAUAAUUCAUUGAAGGUUUAAUUUAGAUUCCUUUUCGGUGCAACAAAACGUACCUCAACCAGUUGCUUUAAAUAUUGAUGACAUUCAAAGGGAAUUAGCUGUGAUAAACGAUAAUGCCGUUUAUACAAAUUUAACAGCAAGUCUGAAUCAAGAAUCAGCUGAGCCUGUUUUGAAAGAAACAGACACACACCGCGGGCAACAUAAUCAGGGAAAUAAUAAUAAAGAUGAUUGGGAAACGAAUCCUCACUACGUACGAUUAAAAAAAUUAAUCGGAUGUGCCGCAACGGUGAACUUAAUUGCUCACGCCUACAACCAACAGGGGGGAUUUUUGAUAGAAAAGAGUCGAAAGAUAUUGAUACAUAAGUUUAUUGAUUUAAAAAAAAGAACUUGUUAAAGAAUUUAAAGAAGCGCCGCUGGAUGACUGGAAGUAAGCCUUAUUGUUAUAAUUAAACUACUAAAAAAAAUUCAGCUACUUACUUCACCCCAUUUAAAAUCGAAAACGGAGUCCGAAUACCGUCUACAGGAAAAGUGAAGAAUCACUUCGAUUAUGUAAAAGGUGAAUUAAGAAAACAAGGAGUUAUAAAACCAUACACUAAGAAAACGGCUGAAAAUCCUUCAGAAAGUAGACUUUGUCUUUUUGAAGAAACAAUUGAAAAUAAAAUUAAAUAUCUGGAAGUUCACUCGGACGAUGUUGAAAAAAUUAAACAAUAUUGGUCUGAAACAUACGAGGCUCGUAUGCGAAUUUUAGAAUUUCAGCGACUAAGUGUUCAUCAAUAUUGUCAGAAAUUCAAAGGCUUGAAAGAGCAAUUGGGUUUCUAUUUAAUUGAAUUAGAUUUUCAAUGUCUAUACCCUGACAAAGAGAACAACCUUCUGUUCAACUGGGUUCUGAUUAAAGAUCAUUUAAUAAAAAUUUUAAAAACAAUCAAACUUUAGUCAGAAGAUAAAACAUUAUUCGAUUUGAUAUCGAAAUUAUCGCCAGAGCAUCAAGAUGCUGUAUUGUUCCAUCUUCUCAUUUAUCUGGUUCCGACUGCAGAAGUAAAUAAAUCUCAAAAACGAAAAAGGGUUACUGCUGCUAAAAAUCAGGAUUCUGAAAAUGUGGUUCCGGAAACUAAUGAACAGAAAAAGACUUUAAAAGAAAAGCGAGAAUCUUUUAUACUGGUCAUACCGAUUUCUAACGAAGAAGAUGCAACACUGGAUAGAUUAAAAGUGACUGUUAUCGAAGAAGCUAACGUUGCAGCCACUAUUUGUGAUUGUCGGAUCGUUAAUCAAUAUAAGAAAAGUUUAUGUUGUUAUUGAUGACACAUGGUUCGAAUGUGCUUCCGUUUUACAAGCGGUUACUUUUACGUUCAAGGCUUUUUUGCUUAUCCGGUUGAAACAUAUAAUGUUUGGAACUUUAUUCAACGAGCUUUUUUUGAGAUCAAAUUACAGGGCGAAAAAGUCAGUAUAAAAACAAAAGCUCUCGAAAAACAGAUAGAAAAUCUUCUUAAAGCAUAUAGAACGACGUGAUUGCUGUCUUUUUAAAAGAAUUGCUUUAAUGGCGAAUUUUAAUUCUUGAAAAUUUUUUUUACACAAUGUUUAAGCAUUUUGGGCAAGUGUGAUUGUUCUUUUGUCAACAACGAGACUAAUAUUACUUGUAUAGUUAGUGCAUAGUUUAAACGUUAUAAUUUAUAUAUUUUUAAAAGAAUUGUUCUUUUUAUUUUUUUGUUUACAAUGUUUAAGUGUUUUGGAUGUGAAUGUUCAUUUUCCAACAACGAGACUCUGAUAUUACAUGUAGAGUUAGCGCAUAUGUAUUGGGAUACGUUUCAAUGUACGGAAUCAGAAUGUACAAAAAAGUAUGUAAAUUUUUAUUCCUAUAAAAAGCAUCGCAAUUUAAAACAUGGAGUUCAAUUACAUCCUCAUGAAACCAGUGAAACAAAUUUUUUUAAUGCGGAUUCUAAUUUUCCGUUUGCUGUUGAAGACGUAACAACAGACGAAGAGUUAUAUACUGACAGUUCUGGCAGUUCGAGCGAUGAAUCUGAAUAUUUUGACGAGGAACAAAUUGAAGAUUCCAUUUCCUUUGACGUCUCAGGAAAAUAUGGAACCAACUUUAAGACCAAAACAACGUUGUUUGCCGCUAAAUUAUAUAAAUUAAGUAGUGUGCCCAGAAAAUAUGUCAAUGAAAUUAUAAAUGAUGUCUCAGAUUUAUUUGAAUGUUACAAAAAUUCCUUUAAAAAUGAAUUUAACAACAAGGCAGCAAGCUUUUCUAAAAAUUCUUUUACUCUAUCUGAAAUCAAUGAGGUUUUUGCGGAAUUGUCAAAUCCUUUUCAUAACAUUCAAACAGAAGCUAAGCGAUGCAAGUUAUUUGAGACAAAUGGGACUUUUAUACCUCCUCAAAAUUAUAAACUUGGUGAAGCCAAAGUUAUUGUUGAAAAAAAUGGAGAAAAAAUAUCCUGUAUUAAAGAGAUUUGCGCACAAUUCAUUCCGAUCAGAAAAGUAUUGAAAUUGUUUUUUGAAUUGCCGGAUGUUCUGAAAAAUACUUUGCAGUACAUGAAUAAUGUUCAAGAAAAUAAAAUCGUGAUUCAAAACAUUAUUCAAGGAUCUUUGUAUCAGGAGAAAGUUAAAGCCUUUAAAGAUAAGACUCUUUUACCUGUAAUUCUAGCAUUCGACGACUAUGAAACUAACAACCCUUUGGGCAGUCACAAAGGUAUCUCUAAAUGCGGUGCAACAUACUUAAGUUGUCCUGCACUUCCUCCCGAUUUGCGAUCAAAACUAGAAAAUAUCUUUUUGUUUUUGUUGUUCAAUACGAAACAUCGUGCGCAAUACAUAAAUAAAAUUAUUUUCAUGAAAGCUAUGGAAGAACUAGAAUUUAUUCUACAUGAGGGCAUACCGAUCACAGUUGACAAUGUUACAAAACAAGUCCACUUUCUCUUGAUUUUAAUUUACGAAGAUAAUCUUGGAAUAAAAUCAAUUUUCGGAUAUGCUGAAAGUUUCCAAGCUACCUACUUUUGUUGGCAUUGUUUAACUCGACGUAACGAUAUACAGUUUGUGUUUAAUGAACGAGAUUGUAAGCUUAGAAAUCGCGAAAAUUAUGAUGAACUUUUGGCAAAAAAUGACGUUUCACUUUCAGGGAUUAAGGAAGUCUGUGUUUUUGAUGAAAUGUCAAACUUUGAUCAUAGAGAAAGUGUAUAUGUAGAUCCUUUACAUGAUGUUCCAGAUGGUAUAUUGAGAUACGAUGUAGCAGAGUCAUUAAACUAUUUCAUAUAUAAAAAAAAGUAUUUUACAAUUGCCAAUUUAAAUCUUCGACUUGCUGGUUUUAAUUAUGGUGAUAAUUAAAAUUCAAAUAAGCCUAUGCCUCUUUCGGAGCAACAAAUUAAAAAAGGAUGUCUCAUUAUGUCAGCUGCUGAGAUGAUGAAUUUGUUUCGAAACCUAUUUCUCCUGAUAGGACCGUUAUCGUUCCUGAAGAAGAUCCUCAGUGGCAAUUACUUAUUAAAUUAAAAGAAAUAGUAGAGAUUAUUUUCAGCAAAGUUAUCGGUUCUGAAACAUACAAGUUUCUUGAUACAGAAAUAACAGAAUAUUUGACUGAACUUUCGAGAUUGCGCCCUGGUUCUUUAAAACCUAAGCACCAUUUUUUAAUUCACUACCCGCGAGUGAUGAAAGCAGUUGGUCCUCUUGCAGCUUUGAGCACAAUUCGUUUUGAGGGAAAACACAGAGAGGGGAAAGUUGCCUCUCAUGUCUCCAUUUGUAGAAGAAAUGUUUGUCGCACUAUAGCUGUGAGAAGUCAGCUUAUGCAAAAUUUCCGAUUUUUGAAGAAAAAUGAUGAUCAUGCGCCGUUUAGAAGCGGCCCGAGUCGAGUCAAAUCGUUCUUUGACUUGCCUGAUUCUGUACACUUUUUGCAUUUGCUUACACCCCUUACGAAAAACAAGUUUAGCGUAACGAAAUGGAUACAAUGCAAUGGUCAUAAAUUAAAACCUGGUCACGUUGUUGUUCACUUUUUAGAAAAUGGACCGAUUUUUUACUUGGUUGAUGCAAUGUUAAUCGUAGACGAGACAUUUAAAAUAAUAGCUAAACAGCUCCACGAUUGUUAUUUCAUUGAACAUUUACAAGCAUUUAAAGUUUUCGAUGAAAGCUGUUUCUCUUAUUGCCUUCUGCAAAAGGACGACAUUGAUUUUAAUACAAUUAUCACUAUGAGAAAUAAAAUAAGCGACGGUUUUAAUUACAUUGUUAAAACUUGGAUGUAAUUUAGAAUUUUGUGAAGGUAAAUUGUGUUAAAAUAAUUUUUAAUGCACUUGCAAAAUAAACGACGUUGUAAAAUAAAUUUUAUAAAAAUUUUGACAUUUAUAGUUGAAAACAAAAAUAAAUUUUUCAUAAUUUAUUUUAUAUAAUUUUUUUUUGAAUUAUUGAAAUUUUGUUAGCUUUGCUACAUUUACCU
Molecule: messenger RNA, 8917 nt
Organism: Leptopilina boulardi
Lineage: Eukaryota; Metazoa; Arthropoda; Insecta; Hymenoptera; Figitidae
Exons: 6
Coding region: 6220-7821 (533 amino acids)
Source: RefSeq, a predicted model, not a curated record